Molecule: messenger RNA, 2967 nt
Organism: Moesziomyces antarcticus
Lineage: Eukaryota; Fungi; Basidiomycota; Ustilaginomycetes; Ustilaginales; Ustilaginaceae
Exons: 1
Coding region: 1-2967 (988 amino acids)
Biological process (GO): DNA-templated transcription; regulation of DNA-templated transcription
Molecular function (GO): DNA binding; DNA-binding transcription factor activity, RNA polymerase II-specific; zinc ion binding
Source: RefSeq, a predicted model, not a curated record
AUGCCCGCCGACGACAGCCACGCCGCCACCACCGCUGCGCACGACGACGGCCAGCCGGCCAAGCGCAAGCGUCUGCGCAUCCCCAAGUCGUGCAUCCCGUGCCUCAAGGGCAAGCGCGCCUGCGACCGCGGACGACCAGCCUGCGGACGAUGUGCUCGCUCGGGACAGUCGAGCGACUGCACGUACGAUCCGCGCCUUCCGCAUCAGCCCGCCUCGGCAUCCAAGCCAUCGGCAGCGUACAACGACUCGGACGACGACGAUGACGACGACGCUCCCUCGCCCACCGCAGCCAAGCAGCUCGCUGCGCUUAGGGCCGAGCUCCAAGAGGCGCGCAGCGAGACCCGCCGUUUGCAGCAUCUGCUUCGAUACCCGUCUGCAGCACCCGCGCCCGCCUCGCCACGCCCUGCAUCCUCCAGCUGGUCCACCGGCUCGCCAUUGGGCGAGCGACACCGCACGCUCCCCUCGGCAUCGACCGAUAUGCACGCUGCUCGCGGGCUCCAGAUGCUCGCCGAGAUCGCGGGGCCGCAGCACCAGGAUGCAGAUACGAACGCCACCAAGUCGCGCAUCCUGCACUGGUCCGCGCCAGCAUCGCAGGCGUCGCAGGCGGCGUCGUCGUCGUCAGCGUCGUCUUCCCAUCGUUCGCCCGCGUUCCAAUCGGGCCCAGCGCAGCCGCCACGCUCUCCCGCCAGCCGGUACCUCGGCAGCACGCGCCAGCCCGCCCCGCCGUCGCCGUACGCAAAACAAACCCAGCCCGGGCAGCCGCCACGCACGCCUCGAACCGACGAUCUCGACUCGCCCACCAACAUCAACGGCACGCAGAUCUACUAUGGCGAGUCGGGCGAUGUGCUGCGCACGGUGGUUGCCAACUCCACCUCGGCCAUGCGCACCGCCGGCCAGCCGGCGACGGGGCUGCACGAGUCCAAGGCGCGCGCCGAUAUGCGGUUCGCGUUCAACAGCGUGCUCGACCCGUCGCGCGACACGUUCCCCUUUGCGACGAUCUGGAGCUCGGGAACGGCGUUUAUCGAUGAGGUGCUGCCGUUCUUCCCGCGCGCCGAGGACUUUGAUACGAUCUGCGCCUCGUUUGUGCGCCAUUUUUCCGCCAUGUGCCCCGCGCUCACCAUUCCGACUGCGAUCAAUCACGCCAAGGCCUUCUCGCGGAUGACCAGGGCGCAGCAGGCGCAAGUUUCGCUGCCCUGGUUGGGGGUGUUUCUGAUGAUCUGUGCGCUGGGCAAGAACUGCGAUUUGGAAAGCACAACGGUGGGUGUGGAUCGAAAGGUGCGUAUGCUGGGUGCGUUUUUGGCUGGCGAGCCCCAGACGCCGAGCAGGCAGGCGAGCCGGCAGCCGAGCAGAGCCUCGUCACCUGCGCCGCAUGCCGAGGCGGCAACGGCGGCGGGGACGAGUGCGGCAGCGGUGGCGGCAGGCGAGGCAGCAGCGCAGGGGCCAGCGAUGGUGUCGGACCUCUUCCUGUCGGCGGCGUACCAGUCGCUGCGGCUGUGUUCGUUCCUGUCGGCGCCGACGCUGCAGACGAUCCACUGCCAGCUGCUCAUCGGGUCGUACUUGCUCAACACGGAGCGCGCGGCGUCCUUCUGGCCGCUGCUCGGCUCGGUCGCGCGCCAGGCGCAGUCGAUCGGUCUGCACGUCGACCCGUACAAGAUCCGGCGCGACUGGGACGCUGUCGAGGCCGACACGCGUCGCCGUCUGUGGUGGGCCGCCGUGCACCAAGACGCCAUCCUCUCGAGCAUCUUUGGUCGGCCGUUGGGGAUCACGCGGUUCAGCUGCCGGUUUCCUGCGCCGCCUGCGCCGGGGGCGGUGACGUAUGCGACGCUGCAGUGCGAGUUCAGCCAGUUUGCACGCACGUAUCUCGACGAAAACCAGGAAAACACCUGGAGUCAGGCGCAGGUGAUUGAGUAUACCGAGCGCGUGCUCCAGUGGUACAUGAACAUCCCCGACCGCUACCGCCCCGAUUUGGGACGGAUUGAUCUGCUUGGUUCCGAGGGGGAUGCGGAGGCGAUUCAGAACUACCGCGCUGCGGGGGUGGACAUCAAGACCAAAGGCCUCAUGGAGGUGCAUCAGUCGGGCAACUUGGCGGUGGAGGUGUUUUAUGUGUUGAUGUCGCUGCAUCGGUCGAACCUCUUUUCGCGCCAGGAGGAGGGCAAGGACGAGGGACGGAGGGAGAUCAAUGAGACCUCGCUGCAUAUUUGUGCACAGGCGUUGAGGAGGAUCACGCGCGCACAGCAGACCAUGAUUGAUCUGUUGGGUCGGGCGCGUGCGACCAUGUUUUGGAAGAUCGCCUACUACACCUACCAGGCGGCGAUCGCGGGCGCGUACAUUGUGUUUGUAAGGCCGCAGAGCAAGCACGCGCAAUCGGCGCUCGAGGAUCUGGCGGUGCUGGUGGACUUUUUCGAUCGGAUGCCCGAGCGUUGGACGGGACUCAAGAUGGCCAAGCAUGGACUGAGGGUGUUGCGCAAGCUGGCUGUUGCGGCGAGAGAGACGCCCGAAGCUGCAUCCAUGGCAGUGCGGACCCCGCAACCCGAGAUGGAACCCCAAGCGCCCGUACAGGAACCCGAACCAAGUGCAGACAUCUCUCCCUCGGCCCUCUUUCCUACAGCGAGCGGGGUGGAGUUUGCGUCCCACUCUGGCUUUCUACCCCCGAUCUUUACGACGGCAUUACCGACAGAGGCUACAGCUUCACCCCCGGGUCUGGCCAAUGUUCCGCUCGUUACGCUGUUCAACAACACCUACGACCAGCAGGGCGCCACGCCUCCGACGCGGCAGUUUUGCUACGACCCCUUCAUCCCCGACCCCGCACCGCUGGAUUCGGCCCACAGCACCGAGGUGCCCACCCCACCCACCGCUUCCGACCCCGCCCCGCCGGGCGCACCACUCAACCCCAAGGACCUCGCCAACUACUGGUCCGAGUACUUUUCGCUCCAGCUCGACUGGGACCGCCUCACCGGCCUAGCCUAA